Molecule: messenger RNA, 906 nt
Organism: Gavia stellata (red-throated loon)
Lineage: Eukaryota; Metazoa; Chordata; Aves; Gaviiformes; Gaviidae
Gene: CBLN4
Product: cerebellin 4 precursor
Exons: 3
Coding region: 1-591 (196 amino acids)
Molecular function (GO): protein binding
Source: RefSeq, a predicted model, not a curated record
AUGGGCUGGCGGCUGCUGCCCGCCGUCCUGCUGGCCCUGGCGCUGGGCGGCCCCGCGGCGCGGGCGCAGAACGACACGGAGCCCAUCGUCCUGGAGGGCAAGUGCCUGGUGGUCUGCGACUCCAACCCGGCCACCGACGCCAAGGGCUCGUCCUCCUCCCCGCUGGGCAUCUCCGUGCGGGCGGCCAACUCCAAGGUCGCCUUCUCGGCCGUGAGGAGCACCAACCACGAGCCCUCCGAGAUGAGCAACAAGACGCGCAUCAUCUACUUCGACCAGAUCCUAGUAAAUGUGGGCAAUUUUUUCACGUUGGAGUCUGUCUUUGUAGCACCAAGAAAAGGAAUUUACAGUUUCAGUUUUCACGUAAUUAAAGUCUAUCAGAGUCAAACAAUUCAGGUUAAUUUGAUGCUAAACGGAAAGCCAGUGAUUUCUGCUUUUGCUGGGGACAAGGACGUCACACGUGAAGCUGCCACUAAUGGAGUCCUGCUCUAUCUAGACAAGGAGGAUAAGGUUUACCUGAAAUUGGAGAAAGGUAAUCUGGUCGGUGGAUGGCAGUAUUCUACGUUUUCUGGCUUUCUGGUCUUUCCCCUGUAAAGUCAAUUUUCCUGUGACAUUCAUCCAGGUGUGGACUCAUCAUUGCCUCUGUUACAUGAAGAUCAUUUUAUCAUCAUGGGAUUGAUGUUUCUUUAUUGGUUUUUCAUGGGUGAAUAUGGAUUCUCUUUAUGGAUUUUGGCCCCAUCUGAACUACUCAGAAGUUUCACAGAAUUUUGUGUGUUUAAAUACAAUAUAUUUGGAUUGAGACUAAAGCAGACAAUAAAUAGCUAUGCUUAAUGUUACAGUCUAAAGCUGCCUGCAAGAUUUAUUCAGAUUUCAUUUACUGGACUUAUUGGAUUCAUGGGAGAAGUGGAU